AUUAGCAUCUCACAGGUGACCUGUACUGUAAGUCGUCAGCCUGCCGCCGCCUUUGGACUCCGAAAGCUCUUUUCUUUAUUCUCCAUUUGUUUUUUUUUUGGGAGGAGUUCUUUGAAGCUUUGAAUGAAACCCCGAUGGCUUUUUCCCUGACCUCUCCUCGAUGUGACACGUCGGGGUCCUGUUGGUGAAAUCAUGCGUCAAAUCCUGCAUGCAUUGGCGUUGUUAUGCUGCCUUCAUACGGCUCAUCCUUUCUGUCCAGCCCAGUGCACCUGUGUCUUCCACGGACGUACCGACGGAGCAGGGUCCAGGUCCGUGCUGUGCAAUGACCCCGACAUGUCCGACAUCCCCGUCAAUGUCCCGGUGGACACAGUCAAGCUUCGGAUCGAGAAAACUGCCAUCCGCCGGGUGCCGACAGAGGCGUUUUAUUACCUGGUGGAGCUCCGCUACCUGUGGAUUACUUACAACUCCAUCACUUCGGUGGAUACUGGAAGUUUCUAUAACCUCAAAGUGCUCCACGAGCUGAGGCUGGAUGGCAACAUGAUCUCCGUGUUCCCUUGGGAGUCUCUCAAAGAGAUGGCCAUGCUGAGGACCCUGGACCUACACAACAACAGACUCACCAGCAUCCCCAGUGAGGCCAUCCCCUACCUUGUGAAGAUCACAUACUUGGAUCUAUCCAGCAACAAGCUAGCCACCCUGCCCUCAAACCUUAUGGACAUUUGGCCGCCAUUCAAUGGAGAACCAGUCACGUCCAAUGCAUCCCAAAAGGUGGUUUUGGGCCUCCAAGACAACCCCUGGUUCUGUGACUGUAAGAUCUCAAAGUUGAUCGAGAUAUCCAAAAUGGCAGUGACGCCCGUGGUUCUCAUGGACCUGUUCCUGACCUGCAGUGGACCAGAGAAUCUGGCUGGUGUUCUCUUCCAGGGUGCCGAACUUGACAAUUGUGUAAAGCCGUCAGUCAUGACUUCAGCAACGAAGAUUACAUCUUCGCUUGGUAGUAAUAUUCUCCUGCGAUGUGACGCAACUGGCUACCCAACCCCAACCCUCUACUGGACGAGGUCCGAUGGAUCACUUGUCGACAAUACAGUACAGGAGUCCCCAGGGGAUGGUGUUAGGUGGUCCAUCAUGAGCAUGCAUGGGAUCUUGCACAAGCAGGCUGGGAACUACAGCUGCAAAGCUAAGAAUGAUGCGGGUUCAGCAGAAGCUACUAUCUCCCUUUCAGUGGCAGGCAGCAUGAGUACCACCAUCUCUCCAUUGAAAACAAACACUGGCCAAGACUUGGCAUAUGGAACAGACACAUCCAUCUCAACCUCUACCACAUCCAUGGUCCUUUCCAGGCGCCAGACAACAGUGGCUGCCCCCCCUGCAAAGCCAAAAACUACUCUCAGUAACGGUGUCCAAAAAGGUUCACUCAAACCUGCAAAGAUUAGGCAAGGAAGUGGUGGACAAAAGUUCCCAUCAGAUGAGGAGAACAAGAAAAGAUAUGCAUCAAAGUCCGUCAAAGAUCUGGAGAUUGUGGAGGAGACGUCUGACAGUGCCGUUCUGCUGUGGACAGCAGAGGGCUUACCAAAGGACUCUCCCCUCACAGUCGUAUAUUCACCUUACGGGGAAGAUGGUGAGGACGACUUCAAAAGAACAGUAGAGACGAAUGCGGGCAGUGGAAAAAUCCUGCUAGAGGAACUUUUGCCUGGCAUAAGAUACUCCGUCUGCCUUGUAGCAAAGGGCAGUGCUAUAGGAAAGGAUCCUUGCAUUGACUUCUACACACUUCUGGAGGGUGGACAGAAUCCAUUUUUCAUCAUCAUUAGUGGCAUUGUCUGUGUAUUGGUGGUGUCUCUGAUCGGCCUGUUGCUCUACAAGAUCCUCGCCCUCUACUGCAAAGGAAGUGAAGCAGCCCAGGACGAGGAGGAGCUCGAAAAAGAGAGCUACGUCAAGUUUGAGACCAUCACAAUGAAGCAAAGGACUAUGAAUUCCCAUCCAACCGAGCUUUGGGCAAGAAGGCCGACUCAUGAGUCAGAGAGAAUGCUCUUGUGCUCCAGGUCUAGCAUUGACUCCCAGAUGACCUACAAGAGUGACAGCUCCAGAUCGGAGUAUCUCUGCUGAUGGCAGAAUGACAUGCUCCAAAGACUUUAUCAGCUAUGACAGUUUGCCUUUGAUUAACCAUGGACAUGUUUAUAUUUUUAUCCGCAGGAAAAUAUACCCCAUCUACUGUCAUGUGAGUUCAUUAACAGGUCAUCUACAUCUAAUCUGGACAUUCCUGAGUAUGACUGAUAUUCAUUCAUGUCCUUAUCGGUUUUGUAGCCUUAUAUUGAUUGGAGCAUUUUGUGUAAUAAUUUGCCAGGACCUUAGUUGGACUUUUGUAAACUAAGCAAACAACCUGCCAGUUGUGGUGUUUUUGAUGUAAAACUGUAUGCCAAAAUUCAAGUCUUCGCAACAGAGAAUUAAUUUUGAUCCACUCCCCGUCACAAAGACAUCACCCACAACUUUGCUGAUCCAGAAAUGCCUUACCCAAUAAGUUAAUGGGAAUCUAAAUGCUUGCCAGUGUGUAUGUUCUCGCGUUUAUAUGUAUGGAAAAUGGCGUGUACGUCUGUUUUAAUAAACAUAAAUC
This is a messenger RNA of Nerophis ophidion (straightnose pipefish), 2599 nucleotides long. It is a transcript of the gene lrit3a, whose product is annotated as info leucine-rich repeat, immunoglobulin-like and transmembrane domains 3a. Gene Ontology annotation, molecular function: protein binding. The record is from RefSeq and is a predicted model, not a curated record. Lineage: Eukaryota; Metazoa; Chordata; Actinopteri; Syngnathiformes; Syngnathidae. The coding region runs from base 193 to 2094 and encodes 633 amino acids. The transcript has 4 exons.